Lagopus muta (rock ptarmigan) is the source of this 3090-nucleotide messenger RNA. It is a transcript of the gene PEX5, whose product is annotated as peroxisomal biogenesis factor 5. Lineage: Eukaryota; Metazoa; Chordata; Aves; Galliformes; Phasianidae. The record is from RefSeq and is a predicted model, not a curated record. The coding region runs from base 359 to 2179 and encodes 606 amino acids. Gene Ontology annotation, biological process: protein import into peroxisome matrix, docking. The transcript is spliced from 14 exons. Gene Ontology annotation, cellular component: cytosol; peroxisomal membrane. Gene Ontology annotation, molecular function: protein binding.
GGGGUAGGGGGUUCUCGUGACUCGGCUUGGCCUGCUCCGGCGGCCUUGGGGAGUGUGGGGUCUCACGGCGCUACCGCCGCCGUGGGGCUGGGGUCGGUAUCGGGCGGGUUGGGGCGGGCCGCGGCCUGCGGCCUGGUUGGCUGGCUGGCUGGCGAGCGAGGUUGGGGCAGGGAAGGCGAAGGUUGCCAGACGGACGUCCCGCUGCCCAGGCGGCGGCCAGAACAGCCUGGCGGGUUCCGGGUCGGGGGGCGGACUGCCGGAGCGAGGGGUAGGAGGGCGCUCUGCCUGACGUCGGCCCGGUGUCGUCCCGGGGCCAGGUGCAGCCCGGAGGGCUCUGGCGCCGUCCGUGCUUCGCGCCAUGGCUAUGAGGGAGCUGGUGGAGCCGGAGUGCGGGGGCUCCAACCCCCUUCUGAAGCUGGCCGGCCACUUCACCCAGGACAAGGCCCUGCGGCAGGAAGGGCUCCAGGGAUCCCUCGGCUGGCCUCCGGGAGCGGCGGGCGCCGCCGCCGUAUCCAAGCCGCUGGGAGUAGCCUCUGAAGAUGAGCUGGUUGGAGAAUUCCUACAAGGGCAGAAUGCCCCAUUACUGUCCCAUGCACCCCAGACCUUUAAGAUGGAUGACCUGUUGGCUGAGAUGCAGGAGAUCGAACAGUCAAGCUUCCGACAGGCGCCUCAGCGAGCUCCAGGUGUGGCAGCCCUUGCACUGUCUGAAAACUGGACCCAGGAGUUCUUGGCUGCAGCAGAUACCGCUGGUGAUAUCGCUUCAGAUUACAAUGAGGCUGACUGGUCACAGGAAUUCAUUGCUGAAGUGACAGAUCCACUGUCUGUGUCUCCUGCCAAGUGGGCAGAAGAAUACCUUGAGCAGUCAGAGGAGAAACUGUGGCUGGGGGAAUCAGAAGACCAGUCAGUAGCAGAUAAAUGGUAUGAAGAAUAUCAAUCUGAAGAUGAUCUGAAGAAAACUGCUAGUGAUUUUCUUUCUAAAGUGGAUGAUCCAAAACUCAACAGUUCUGAGGGGGCAUCCGAUGCCUGGGUGGAUCAAUUUGCGCGAUCUGGGAACAUAUCAGCUCUUGAUACGGAAUUUGAGCAGGCAAAGACUGCUGUGGAGUCAGAUGUGGAUUUCUGGGACAAACUUCAGGCAGAAUGGGAGGAGAUGGCCAAGAGAGAUGCAGAGGCUCACCCUUGGCUUUCUGAUUAUGAUGACCUCAGCUCUUCUUCAUAUGACAAGGGUUACCAGUUUGAAGAAGAUAAUCCCAUGAGAGAUCAUCCUGACGCAUUUGAAGAAGGGCGAAAGCGCUUGGAGGAAGGUGACCUCCCCAAUGCUGUCUUGCUGUUUGAGGCUGCAGUGCAACAGAAGCCAGAUCAUAUGGAGGCCUGGCAAUACCUGGGAACCACCCAAGCAGAGAAUGAACAGGAACUCUUGGCAAUCAGCGCUCUCAGGCGGUGCUUGGAACUGCAGCCUGGUAACCUCACAGCACUUAUGGCUUUAGCAGUCAGCUUCACCAACGAGUCCUUGCAGAAGCAGGCAUGUGAGACCCUGCGGGACUGGCUACGCCAUAAACAAGCCUAUGCCCACCUACUGGAGAAGGAACCAGAGGAGAAUGCCUCAGAGACAAAUCUUGGCACUUCCAAGCGUGUACUAGGGUCCCUGCUGUCUGACUCACUUUUUGCGGAAGUCAAAGAGCUGUUCUUAGCAGCUGUGCGCAGCAACCCCUCAACUGUUGAUCCUGAUGUUCAGUGUGGCCUGGGUGUCCUUUUCAACCUUAGUGGCGAAUACGAGAAGGCUGUGGAUUGCUUCAGUGCCGCACUUAGUGUGCGCCCCAAUGAUCAUCUCCUAUGGAACAAGCUUGGUGCCACGCUGGCCAAUGGGAAUCGCAGUGAGGAAGCUGUGGCCGCAUACCGGCGGGCACUGGAGCUCCAGCCAGGAUAUAUCCGGUCUCGAUACAACUUGGGCAUCAGCUGCAUCAACUUGGGUGCCCACCGUGAGGCUGUGGAGCACUUCUUAGAGGCUUUGCACAUGCAGCAGAAGAGCCGAGGUCCACGAGGGCAGCAAGGCGCUAUGUCUGACAACAUCUGGAGCACCCUCCGCAUGGCCCUCUCCAUGCUGGGGCAGAGUGACCUGUAUGGAGCAGCUGAUGCCCAUGACCUUCCCACGCUGCUUCGGGCAUUUGGCCUCCAGCAGUGACUCUGGGAUCAGCUUCCCUGCGAGUGCAGGUUUGGCCCAGCCCAGCUGUGACCUUCUCUAGGGAGAAAAUGUUCACUUGGGUACACACACACCUUUGCUCUAUUAGGGCAGAUCACUUGCAACUAUUUCUUUUUUUUUUUUUUUUUUUUAAUUUCCUGCUGAAGUGUGCAACUUCCCCUACCUGUUGUUUGUGACCUGAGGAUCUCUGAGUGGUUUACAUUAUCACAUCUAUGGCUGACUGACACUCUGCUGCCAAGCAGAUGGUCAAAGUGGGGAAAUGAGAAGCUUUCCCAGAUGGCAUGUGCAGUGGUGCCCAGUGUGGCUUUGAGACCUCAUAGUAGCCAUUCUGGAGAGAGUACCUGCUGGAUAUGUUUCAAAGGCAGGCUGCUUUGGUGGGACAAGAUUGAUGUUAAGUGAAGCAGUGGGAAAACAAAAAAAUCUGGAUUUGAGUAUGCUUCCCCCAUGUAUGUGCUUGUAUGUGUAUGUAUGUGGGUUACUAGGGAAAGCUGAGGGCAGCAGUCGAUUUUCCUUGGGUAAUACUAAAUUUAUGGUACAGUCAGAUGAUGAUUUCUCAUUUGGGAACCUCUGAGAGCAGAGUAGUGUACUUGUGCUACGGACGUGAGUGGACCGUAGGGAUAAAAGAAGUCCCAGAGUUCAGAUUUGAGACAAUGUGAUAGGAAUAAAAGCCUAACUAUAACCUCCCCUCCCAGAAUAUGGUAGGGAACAGGUCAAGUCUUAAUUUUCACUUGAUCAUCUCUCAUUGUUUUUACUUUGUGCAGAAGUCCCCCAUCUUGACUGUAACUAAAUCUUGUUCAUUAUAAAUAUCUGUAUAUGAUUCUGCUGGGGAAAAUGUUUUUUUAAUUGUAAAAUAUUUUGUAUAAUAGGGGAGAGAAUUAAAAUUGCCAAAAUUA